UCUCCAUGUUUGUUCUCACAAACACUUCUUUUCUCUGCUGCUACGUUCAAGGACGAGUGUGAGUGAUUUGUGCUGGGACUGUGGCUGUGAGGAGAGUUUGCAUGUGACUGUCAUUAGAAACAUGUUGAAGCAUGUGGUCAAAUCAGAAUCACAAUCUUUAUAAUCUUUAUAAUCUCCUGCGGGGAAAUUGGUUGCAUUACAUUGGCUCCUUUAGAAUUAGCAAAAGACUCAGGAAAGAAAAUAAGGAAUAUGAUGAUGAAAACACAAUAUUAGAAGUAGAUAAUGUGUGUGUGUAAUAAAAUGAGUGCUAAGUGAUUUGAUCGUUAAGUUCCAUGGCAGUAAUGUGUGAAUGUAAAGUACGUACAGAAAAACAAGAGUUCUGCAUUUUUGGUCAGUUUGAUGCUGCAGAUAUUGCAUCAUGUACGUGUUCUUACUUCAUGCUGAUAUGGUGUAAUACUUUAUGUCUAAUACUUCUUUUUUUACCACACACAUUGCCAGAAAUAAAAGUAGACAGAAAGCACAUCUAUUUAAUAUUCUAUUGUUCUAAAUAGAAACCAUUCAUGAGUUUUUAAUUUCCAGUUUGAUUUACCAACACAAGCUUUGAAAAGUAACUCAAAUUUGAAGUUAAAAAAAUUGUUGUUUCACAUACAAAAUAUGGCACAUUGUUCAACAUUUAUACAUUUCGGUGUAUUUUAAUUCUGAAAAAAAAAACAUAAUCUUUUUUAAACUUUUCAAUAUAUACUUCCUGUUGUUCACAAAAUAGUUUUUUCUUCCAACUAAAACAUUGGUGCUGAUUUUUAUUUAAAUUGUUAUAGUGAAACAUGGAAUCUAUAGAAUAUUUGGAUUAUGCAUUUUAAUCUAACCAAUACCAAUAUUAAGUCAUCCCUAAUAAUGACCACCAAGCAGCAAAUGAAAGACAAACAAAAUGACAAGGUGCUUAAACAGGUGUUCAAAGCACAACGUGGGAAUAACAAUGGCAUAAUAGAUACAUAGAGAGCAGAAUGUUGAGCGUGUGUGAUAUAUGAAGAAAAACACACUGUUUAACGAGACACUUUCCCCUUGCUCUUGUUCUUGUGGCAGUAAAAUGUCCUAGAACAAAUGAUGGCGUCAGUUACAGAGCUGCUCCUGGAAAUGCUGGAAGAUCUUGUAGAUGAAGAGCUUAAAAUGUUCAAGUGGUUCCUGCAGCAGGAUAAAAUCCUGGAGGGCCUUUCGGCCAUUCCAAAGAGCCACCUACAGACGGCAGACAGGAUGGACACUGUGGACCUCAUAGUGCAAACAUACAGUCAACAGUCUGUGGAGGCAACCAGGCAAGUGUUGAUGAAGAUGGACAGGAAUGAUCUGGUGCAGAGGUUGGCCAACGUCGGCUCAGGACCCAGACAGAUUUCAGAAAGCAGCACCGCAUCCAGACAACAUGACGUAUCCCUUCCACUUCCUCCCAACAUUAGUCAGACUGAAGAUGUCCUGCAGCCAGAGCGUAAACCCCCCAAACCCAUUGUGUCAUACCAGCACAUGCUCCAAUCCCACCUUCAAAACAGAUUUAUGUGUGCACAGGAAGGAUGGACACAAAGGAUGGAUAAAAAACCGCUGGACGACGUCUACAUAGACCUGUGCGUCACAUAUGGGAGCGUUGUGAACAUCAACACCCAGCAUGAGGUGCGGCAAAUUGAGAUGGCAUUAAGAGAACCCGAGCAAACAGAGGAACCGGUCCAAAUCAGUGAUAUCUUCAAACACCCAUCUGGAAAAAACACACCUGUAAGAACAGUGUUGACCAACGGAAUAGCAGGAAUUGGCAAAACAUUCCUUGUAUAUAAGUUCAUUCUGGACUGGGCGGAGGGAAGAUCAAAUCAAGAUGUGCACCUCAUAUUCCCCUUCACCUUCCGCCAGCUGAAUUUAUUGAAGGGGGAGAGGUUUUGCUUUGCUGAACUUAUUCAUGAGUGCAUCAGGGAAACCAAGGACAUUACGGAGGAAGACCUGAAUGGAAUCUUCACAACGCUGCAGGCUUCAGGAAACACCAACUACAACAAGAGUAAAUUCAAACUACUGUUCGUACUUGAUGGUUUGGAUGAAAGUCACCUGCAGCUGGACUUCACGACUGACAAAAAUCCCUCUAUCGACGUGACACAGGCGGUCAGCGUAGAAGUUCUACUGACAGGCCUCAUCAAGGGUGAACUGCUUCCUUCUGCUCGCAUUUGGAUUACCUCACGACCAGCAGCAGCCAGUCAGAUCCCUCUUGACUUUGUUGACAUCAUGACAGAGGUGAGAGGAUUCAGUGAUCCGCAGAAGGAGGAGUACUUCAACAAGAGAUUCCACAAUGACGAGCUUGGUGGAAGAAUCGUCUCCCACAUCAAAGCGUCACGGAGCCUCCACAUAAUGUGCCACAUCCCAGUCUUCUGCUGGAUCACUGCUACAGUUCUGGGGGAAAUGUUGAAAACCAGUGUUAGAGAGCUGCCCAAGACCCUGACUGAGUUGUAUGUGGUGUUCUUAGUGUUUCAGAUAAGACAGACAAAGGAGAAGUACGGCACGGAGGAGAGCGUCCAGUACAUCCAGUCGCUCUCAAAACUGGCUUUCCGACAGAUGGAAAAGGGGAACCUCAUCUUUUAUGAAAAAGAUCUCAAAGAGAGUGACCUUGAUUUUGACAAAGCCUCGGUGUACUCAGGAGUGUUCACGCAGAUCUUUAAAAGAGAACACCGGUGGAGGAAGGACAGGGAUGAGGACAAGAUGUUCAGCUUUGUCCAUCUGAGUAUUCAGGAGUUUUUGGCCGCGGUCUACGUGGUGCAGUCAUAUAUCAAUAGAAACAAAAAUGUAAUGUUGCAACUACUCAAGGUCCAGAGCAUGCAGAGGAUUUUCAGCAAACCGUCAAUAGCUUCGAUCCAAAGAAUGGCAGUGGACAAGGCCUUGGACAGUCCAGAUGGACACCUGGACUUAUUCCUGCGCUUCCUUCUGGGUCUCUUCAUGGAGGCAAAUCAAAAACGUCUUCAAGCGCUGUUCAAACAGACAAUUAUCACGUCAGCAGCCAAUCAAGAAACAGUGCAAUACAUUAAGGAAAAGAUCCGGGAGAAUCCAUCUGCAGAGAGAUGCAUCAACCUGUUUCACUGUCUGAAUGAGCUGAAUGACCACUCUUUAGUGGAGGAGGUCCAACAGUAUCUGAGUUCAGGAAGUCUGUCCAGUAAAAAUCUGUCUCCUGCUCAGUGGUCAGCUUUGGUCUUCAUCCUGCUGUCAUCAGAGAAAGACAUAGACGUGUUUGACCUCAGGAAGUACACAGCUACAGAGGGAGGUCUCCUCAAGCUGCUUCCUGUGGUCGGGAACUCGACUGUUUUCUUUCUGAGUGGCUGUAACCUGUCAGAGAAGAGCUGUGAAGCUCUGGCUUCAGUUCUCAGCUCCCAGUCCUCUCGUCUGAGAGAGCUGGACCUCAGUAACAACGACCUGCAGGACUCAGGAGUGAAGCUGAUCUCAGUGGGACUGGAGAGUCCUCACUGUAGACUGGAAACCCUCAGGCUGAGUGGCUGUAAACUGUCGUGGAGAAGCGUUGAGGCCCUGUCCUCAGCCCUCAGCUCACCGUCCACCCGUGUGAGGAACCUGGACUUCAGCAACAAUGACCUGCAGGACGCAGGAGUGGAGCUGCUGUCUGCUGCGCUGACGAGCCACUGCUGUCAACUGGAAAUGCUCAGGUUGGAUGUCUGUAACCUGUCAGAGAGGAGCUGUGAAGACCUGGCUUCAGUUCUCAGCUCCCACUCCUCUGGUCUGAGGGAGCUGGACCUGAGUAACAAUGACCUGCAGGACUCAGGAGUGAAGCUGAUCUCAGUGGGAUUGAAGAGUCCUCACUGUGGACUGGAACGUCUCAGGUUAUCAGGUUGCCUAGUGACAGAAGAAGGCUGUGCUUCUCUGGCCUUCGCUCUCAGCUCCAACCCUUCCCAUCUGAAAGAUCUGGACCUGAGCUACAAUCACCCAGGAGCCUCAGGAGUGACACUGCUCUCUGCUGGACUCACGGACCCACAGUGGAGACUGAACACUCUCCGAGUGGAUCCCAGCGGCAUCCGCUGGUUGAAACCUGGUCUGAAGAAGUAUGCAUGUGAAAUCACCUUGGACCCAAACACAGCAAACGAAUACCUCUCUCUGUCUGAGGACAACAAGACGGUGACACUGGUGAGGGAGAGGCAGCCGUAUCCCGAGCACCCACAGAGAUUCCAUCACUGGAAACAGCUGCUGUGCACCAACAGUCUGACUGACCGCUGUUACUGGGAGGUAGAGAGGAAAGGGUGGGUGUCCGUGGGAGUGGCUUACAGAGGAAUCAGUAGAAGAGGCGCUGACUGCUGCCUUGGGCUUAAUGAGAGUUCUUGGAGCAUGUUCUGCUCUCCAAAACACAACUACUCUGCCUUCACUGGUGGAAGAAUGCAAGGGUGUGUGCGCACCCCCGUCCCGAUAUCUGACAGAGUGUCAGUGUAUGUGGACUGGCCUGCCGGGACCGUGUCCUUCUACAGACUGUCCUCUGACAAAUGGAUCCAUCUCCACACCUUUCACAGCACAUUCACUGAACCUCUCUGCCCUGCAUUUGGUUUUGAGCAUCUGAUCAGGUUUGACUCCACAGUGUCUCUGUGUCAGAUGAAGGAAGGAGAGUCGCCUACAACAGACCAACACUGCUCCUCCAGCCAAGUUCACGCAACAAGACUUUCAGAGUCGUAGGAUUGUUGUGUAUUUCACACUAGGUCUUAGGUCCUGUUUCCAUCUUGUGACACGGUUUGGUUCACUUCAAAACGGCACAUCUUUUUUUGCGUUUCCAUUAGGAAUAGUACCAAAAUAACCAGCCCAAUAGUUCUAUCCUUUGGUAGCCUUCAGAGUAAAAUGGUAUGGUGCAGUCAGGCUGGCUCCACCCACGACAGUCAGC
Molecule: messenger RNA, 4882 nt
Organism: Solea senegalensis (Senegalese sole)
Lineage: Eukaryota; Metazoa; Chordata; Actinopteri; Pleuronectiformes; Soleidae
Product: NACHT, LRR and PYD domains-containing protein 12-like
Exons: 9
Coding region: 1099-4680 (1193 amino acids)
Molecular function (GO): protein binding
Source: RefSeq, a predicted model, not a curated record